AAUCACUGUUAGUCCUUUUCGAACGUUUCCACCGUUUACAUCGCAAUAGCUCGCGCGGUGGAAAUACGCGCUUAUUUUGCUGUCUCGAUUCCGUCGGGGCGGAAGUGAACAAACCAUCGACACGUGUCUGCUGUGGGAAAAAAAGUUGGAGCCACCCGACAAGUGGCACCGAAAAGAUGGCUAAUCGUUUGAUUGUGGUGCCAAUUGUUUAAGCCACGUGCACAAGCGCACCCGAUUAGUGAAUAGUGUGAAGCUAAAUAAAAUAAUGUCACGUGCGACCAUGUGAAAAAAAAGUUCAUUCAAAAGGAUCUCUUUUGAUACACAGUUUUCUAGUCAGUUAUUGUGAUAAAUUAAUACCGCUUAGUGUAAAGGAAUUAGAAUACCCCUAGUCAUAAUGUUUUCGAUGGAUCCGUUCGAUUUUGAGGCCGUCAUGAGCCGACAUUUGUUCGAUGGACCGGCGGCGUUGCAGCAUCAUGGUCAGAGCCAGAGUCAUCAUCACGUUCACCACCAUCAUCAUCACCAUCACAACAGUGGUCAUUUGCAGGGAAUCAAUGUGGAUUCUACGACUUCGAAUAGUUCGGAUUACUUCCUGGGAGAUGAUGAAAAUACGACAGACAGCGACUCGUUCUGUGGAUUCAACAGCGAUCAGGAGAAUAAUGAUGGUCUCAAAGACAUCUACUCGAGCCGAUCCUCCAAAUAUAGGCGACCAAAGUGCGCCUCACAGCAGGCCCAACAGCGGCAGGCGGCCAACCUACGGGAGCGGCGCCGCAUGCAGAGCAUAAACGAAGCCUUCGAGGGUCUCCGCACUCACAUCCCGACACUUCCGUACGAGAAACGACUGAGCAAGGUGGAUACGCUCAAGCUGGCCAUCAGCUACAUUUCGUUCCUGGGCGAAAUGCUUCGGAAGGAUAAAAACGGCAACGAACCGGGUGUGAAUGGGGUCAAACGACCACCCGUUAAGGAGCCCCCGAAAAAGUUCAUCGUUCGAGGUGGCAGCGGCCAGGUUCAUUCCCUCUCGUGGCAUCGGAAAGGUGAUCGCAGUGCGGAUGGGCGCUAUUUUGCAAGGAUCUGGCGUCCGGAGGAUCCUCGCAGCAAUCAACGGAACAUCGCAGCUGGUCCCUCGUCAUACACGAAUGGGCUCGUCGGUUGAGGGCGAGGGUUGAUUGCAGUUUCGUCGUAUCAUCAGCAAUUACAAAUCUAGUCAACAAAAGUAAACAUUAUUAAUGUUAGUAUUUAUAAAAAAAAAGACGGUCAUUACACCACCGGAAGUAAUGAUUUGCGAAUGAUUCUAGUCUUUUCAGGAAUUUUCCUGCUCUAUGUUGAAGAAAAAACUGUAAAUAAACAUUCUUUACUUAAAACAUU
Messenger RNA from Uranotaenia lowii, 1362 nucleotides. RefSeq names its product pancreas transcription factor 1 subunit alpha (gene Fer1). The coding region runs from base 395 to 1150 and encodes 251 amino acids. The record is from RefSeq and is a predicted model, not a curated record. Gene Ontology annotation, biological process: regulation of transcription by RNA polymerase II; developmental process. Gene Ontology annotation, molecular function: RNA polymerase II transcription regulatory region sequence-specific DNA binding; protein dimerization activity; DNA-binding transcription factor activity, RNA polymerase II-specific. The transcript has 3 exons. NCBI's taxonomy places the organism in Eukaryota, Metazoa, Arthropoda, Insecta, Diptera, Culicidae.